CGUCUUUUACUCCGUGACCCAAACACGACCAGAGCUCAAACCGACUCACAUGGAGCAGCUCUAAACACACACAGUGGAGCAGAGAGAUGGAGCUGCAGGUGUGGGUGGAGGACUCUCUCAGGGUGGUGUGUGGAGUGUCCAUGAGCACCAGGUGUCAGGAGGUGGUCAUCGCUCUGGCCCAGGACCUCGGUCAGACCGGGCGCUACGUCUUAACCCUGAAGCUCCGAGGAUCCGAGAGGCAGCUGCUCAAGGACGAGUGCCCCCUCCAGGAGCUCUCCAACCUGGGUCGAGACUCCGCAGACGCCCUCCUCGUCCUCCGCAGAACCGGACCCUCCACCAGCUCCCUGCCCGCCCACAAAAACUCCCCCAGGAUCAAGCACCGACCCCGGACGCGCACGCCGGACCCGCUCCCCUCCAGGCCCCCGAGGGAGACCGAACCGAGCUCGCUGUACGGGACUUAUCCGCGGAAAGGGAGAACCAAGAAAAACAAAAUCCCCGUGCCGUCGCUGCAGAAAGAUGCGGUUUAUUUACAGCUGCUGCAGCAGGCCCGGACCUUACAGGAGCUGGAGGAGUGUUUAGAAGAACAGGAGAGGCAGACCCGGGACUCAGAAGUCAACCAGGACUUUGGACUAGAUCUAGACCGGGACCUGACGGAGCAGCUGGCGGCUCUGGAGGAGAGACAGAGGCAGAAUGAAGAGGAGCUGGGGCAGGAGGAAUACUGGAUGGGGCAGUUAGAGGAGGAGAACCGCAGAGCUAAAGACCUGAGCGUUCGUCUGGAGGAGCUGCAGUGGAGCGUGCACCAUCAGACCCAGAGAUUAUCCUCGCUCCUGUCCCGCUCCGACAGCCUGCAGUCGGACACGCACAGACAGACCGAGGAGGCUCUACGCCCCCUGGAGGACGAACUGCAGCAGCGCCACCUGCAGGGAGAGAGGAUCACUGCGGCGCUGGAGGAGACCGAGCGGGAGAUGCAGAACGCUGACAGAAAGAUCAGGGUGCAGAAACAGCUGAUGGAGGAUCUGAGUAAAGAAAUCAGACAGUGUAACCUGCAGCAGUUCAUCGUCCAAUCAGGAACAGGCCCCGCCCCCUCCGACAUAUUCGUCCAAUCGGGAACAGGCCACGCCCCCUCUGAUCUGUUUGUCCAACCGGGACCAGGCUCUGGACCCUAUGACAUCACCAACCUGCGGUCAAGUUCAGAGAUUUACCUCAGCAACGCAGGAAUCCUGGAGUAGAAAUACAAAGGUCUGACCAGAGAAAUGUGACGAUAAAAACUGUUCUGAUCCAUGUGCAGAGUUUGUAAAUAAUACUUUUAACAUUUAUUUAGUUACAGAACACCGAAUAUCUGCUUUAAAACUCAAAACAUGCUCCAGUUCUUGCCUGAGAUCCAGAAUACACAAGAUUUGCGUCUGGUCACCAAUGAACUUCCCUGUUUUCAGAUGGACUUGAUUGAUUGACAGGUGGAUUAGCCAAUCAGAAACACACAUGGUCAAGCAUCAAAACAAACACAGCUGCUUACGAACAUAAAAUAAAAGUCCUUUUUAUGUUAAGACCAACAGUAAGAGGCUGAUCUUGUAUCCACUCCAAAGCACAAACAAGUGGAAAUCAUGUAUAAAGAAGUGGACUAAAGGUCGUCACACUUUGCAGAAUUUUUCGGUCUUAAACGUCUUUUUAAACGUGCGACAAAAAGUGCACACUACAGACAUGAAGAGAAUCUUACGAGACUUAAAAUCUCCGAUCGCAAAGACUGCAGUGGGAUUUGUCUGCGGACCACAGGAUAUAAAGUUGUGAGCGCUGUGAUCGCGUCAGCUGUUUCCUGUCUACAGUAAAACCAGUCGCUCUGAGACUCUCAAGUGUUAAAAAGAUCAGACUCUGCACUUCUAGUUUAGACACAAGUCAAACUGUCUUAUUAUUAUUUGUGAAAUGUGGAGCAAAACUUCAGAUACGUGAUUUUUUAAAGCAUAAAAGUCGACAAGAAGUAGAGUCACUGUCGUUAAUCUGCAGCUUCACCUCGAUCCGUGCGCUGUGUGGAUGUAAACAAACACACGUGAGGAACUACUCCCACCUUUUUACUUUUAAAGAAUGACUAUAACUGGAUUAACAGUGCGGUUUUGUGGACUGAGUUUGUUUGUUGCGCUUCUGUGUCUGUCUCUCCUUUGCCCCUGACGCUCUGUUUUAUCGGCUGUUAUCGUAGAGUUGCUGAUGUUUGGAGUCACUCUGACACACACACACACACACGAGGAGCACAAAAUGUCAAAAUUCGCACACAAACAAAGUCGAGUCACGCCUCCCUGAAGUCGGAUAGAAGCGAAUCUCAGUCUAAAUCUGUCGUGUGUGGCGGCCUUAAGAACAAAAAUAAGUUUGAAAUCACACUUUAUUCGAGCCCCGUGUCACGUACGUAGUGCUACGACGGUAAGAGGCUGAUCUUGUAUUUUCAUAUAAGUUGCCAUAACUGAAAAUACGACGGUUUAUCACAAGAUCAAGUCAGUAUUUGCUGUGAUUUUGUUUAUGUUUAUAUCAGUUUUUUACGAUUCUGAGUCUGUGUCCUCGUCCAAACAUCUCGUAAAGCGUCUGGGAGUUAGCGCCCUCUAGUGUCAGACCUCCAACAGGACGGGGCGGUUCACUUUAGACCGUGGAGACUCUUGAGGCCAGUACAGAUCUGCUCCAAAAUGAACCAGUGGAAAUGAGGCUGAAUGGCUCAAGGUAAAGUGUGACAUCUGGUGGUCACAUUGUGUAUUGCAGCCCCAAGCCUUUUUUUUUUUUUUUUGUAAUUUACUUUUUACUAUAAAUAUGAUGCUCUUAUAUUAAAUGCACAUACUGGUGAAUUAUAGAUAAAUAUGUAUGUGUAAUGGUGAACGGAUAUGAGAAUAUUUUGUUUGUUUGUUUGAUUUUUAGUUGAAGGAAAUGUCUAUGGCCAGUUUGAACAAAGCAAAAAAAAAAAAAAAAAAUAAAAAAAUGUUAAAUGAAGGUGUAAAUAUGACUGAACAUACAUUUUUAUAAUUAUUGUGUGUUUUAUUUUAUAUAUUUUGCACUGUGUGUUUCAAAUGUACUUUUUAAAUGAUCAAAAAUGUAAUAUAAUAAGCUAUUCCACUGCCUGUUCUUUUGUUUACCAAACUUUAUACUUUGAACAAAUGCUUAAAGGUGCACUGUGUAAAUUUCUGGUGGAGGGUACGCCCGCCGUCUGUUGAUAUGUUCCACAGUACAGCAUUAAAUCAAUCCAAGUUUCAUUAGUAAUUAUUUAAUUUAAUUGCUAAAUAUAACGUGCAUUCAUAAGCCGACUGUGCGCUGUCACUUCUCCACAGAUCUGACCUGGUUUCUUGUCUCCACGGAGAUAGAUGGGCUGUAUUUAAUGCCAUACUGUGAAACAUUAUAGGCCAAGCAUUGAUAUCUCCAUGGCAACAGAAAGAUGACAGACCCCAGUGCACCUUUAAAACUCAUGAAGUUUAAUUUAUUUUAUGGGGAUGUAGAUUUAUUCCAUGUGUAAGCAAACUGUUAAUGAUUUUUAUUAUUAAACUCUUUUGCUUUA
Boleophthalmus pectinirostris (great blue-spotted mudskipper) is the source of this 3520-nucleotide messenger RNA. RefSeq names its product ras association domain-containing protein 7-like. Gene Ontology annotation, biological process: signal transduction. The record is from RefSeq and is a predicted model, not a curated record. The transcript is spliced from 5 exons. Bases 87 to 1229 code for a protein of 380 amino acids. NCBI's taxonomy places the organism in Eukaryota, Metazoa, Chordata, Actinopteri, Gobiiformes, Gobiidae.